Nothoprocta perdicaria is the source of this 1245-nucleotide messenger RNA. RefSeq names its product transducin beta like 2 (gene TBL2). NCBI's taxonomy places the organism in Eukaryota, Metazoa, Chordata, Aves, Tinamiformes, Tinamidae. Gene Ontology annotation, cellular component: endoplasmic reticulum. The transcript has 4 exons. Bases 288 to 1127 code for a protein of 279 amino acids. The record is from RefSeq and is a predicted model, not a curated record. Gene Ontology annotation, molecular function: protein binding. Gene Ontology annotation, biological process: endoplasmic reticulum unfolded protein response.
CCCCGGCACCUGAGGAACGACCUAGUUCGGAGAGAGSUGGAGGAAGGGACCCCCUGUCCAGAUGUGGAGUGCCCAUUUUUGUGCUCUUCCCUUUAGUUUUCCAGACAGGCGAACAGGGAGAGAACUUGGCACGCCUGUAAAAUUCUUACAGUUUUCAUCUGUCACAGGAUUCCUUCCCCAAGAUGUCACUAAAUGACAGGAGAGCCUGUUAUUAACAGUUCAGUGUCUUUCCCCUUAGGGCAUUCAUUGUUUGGCUGUCAAAUGGCGAGACUAUUCGUGUCUAUAAGAUGACCAAGAAGGAGGACGGCAACUUCACAUUCACUGCAGCAUCCGAGGACUUCCCAAAGAAGCACAAGGCUCCCGUCAUUAACAUAGGAAUUGCAGAGACAGGCAAGUUCAUCAUGACAGCUUCGAGUGACACUACCAUCCUGAUAUGGAGCCUGAAGGGUGACGUUUUGGCCAGCAUUAACACCAAUCAGAUGAACAACGCGCAUGCAGCCGUGUCACCCUGUGGAAGGUUUGUGGCAUCCUGUGGCUUCACCCCUGACGUUAAGGUGUGGGAGGUGUGUUUUAGCAAGAGCGGAGACUUUCGGGAGGUGACCCGAGCUUUUGAGCUGAAAGGCCAUGCAGCUGGCRUGCAUUUCUUCUCCUUCUCUAAUGACUCCCGGCGGAUGGCAACUGUUUCAAAGGAUGGGACAUGGAAGUUCUGGGACACGGAUGUGGAGUAUAAGAAGCAGCAAGAUCCAUACCUGCUUCUGACCGGAAAGUGUGAGGUGGCGGAGCCGUGUCGCAUUGCGCUGGCCCCCGAUGCUCGAGUCGUGGCCAUCUCGAGCGGCACCAACAUUGUUGUGUACAACACGCGGAGAGGAGAGGAGGAGGAGCGCUUUGCUGGUGUCCAYGGACAGUGCAUCACAGACUUGGCUUUUGACAUCAACAGCCGCUACCUGGUGUCGAGUGGGGAUCGCGCCAUCCGCGUGUUCCACAACAGUGCCGGUUACCGGGCAGUGGUGGAGGAGAUGCAGGCCAUGCUGAAAAAAACUGCUAACAAGGCCACUCGCGAGAGGUUAGAGCAGCAGAUCUCGAACGCCCAGAAAGCGCUGGCCGCGAUCUACGGCAAGAAGCACUAGCCCUCUGCCUCUGCAGUGGCACGCUCGGCUUCCUUGUGGGUGUCGAGGACWGUAUUCCACAUUUUGGGAUUUUAAUAACACUGAAUAGCUUGUAAUAAAAGAGCGCCCAGGCUGCUCA